AUGGAGAAUCUCGUCAUCGUCACCGUCACCACCACCACCCUCGCCUCCACAUCCUCAAUGCUGAAUAACAGCAACAACAAGCAGGAGAAGAAUCUGAUGCAGUCAGGCUCAGGUGGUCACGAGAUAGUAUUUGACUUUGAGACGGCCGAGAAGAUCCUCUUCAUGGUUGCCUUGAUCUUCGACAUCCUAACACUGGUGGGCAAGACUGCCAUUAUGUUGGUGACCCGACUGGAUCUCUGUCUCCAUACGCCCAUGUACUUCGUCCUGUCUCAACGCUCCCUCAUGUACCUCUGCUUCCCCACCAGCAUCGUCCCCCAGCUUCUGUGGAACAUCCGGGGGCACUCCAAGACCAUCACCCUGGUCCAUUGUGUGGUACAGCUCUACGUCUCCCUGGCCCUGGGUUCGACGGAGUGCAUCCUUCUGGCCGUCAUGGCCUUGGACAAUCACGACGCCAUCUGCCGAUCCCUUCACUACACCACCAUCACGCACCCGCGACUCUGCUGGGCCCUGGUGGGCUUAGCCUGGCUCGGUCGGGUGGGGUACACCACGAUUCAGGCCACCGUCAUAUACCACCUGCCCCGCUGUGGACACCGGCGGCUUUCCCACUUCCUCUAUGAGAUGCUCACCAUGCUCAAGAUGGCAUGUGUGGACGUUCGGGCCAAUGAGAUCCAGCUCUUCGUGGACACCUUGGCCCUGACUCUCCUACCCUUCAACCUGAUCACGGUCUUCUAUGGGUCCAACACCCGGGCAGUGCUGAAGAUCUAG
Messenger RNA from Tachyglossus aculeatus (Australian echidna), 765 nucleotides. Its product is annotated as olfactory receptor 2G3-like. The transcript is spliced from 4 exons. The record is from RefSeq and is a predicted model, not a curated record. NCBI's taxonomy places the organism in Eukaryota, Metazoa, Chordata, Mammalia, Monotremata, Tachyglossidae. Gene Ontology annotation, cellular component: membrane. Bases 1 to 765 code for a protein of 254 amino acids. Gene Ontology annotation, biological process: G protein-coupled receptor signaling pathway. Gene Ontology annotation, molecular function: olfactory receptor activity.